Molecule: messenger RNA, 1017 nt
Organism: Caenorhabditis briggsae
Lineage: Eukaryota; Metazoa; Nematoda; Chromadorea; Rhabditida; Rhabditidae
Gene: Cbr-col-84
Product: Protein CBR-COL-84
Exons: 3
Coding region: 1-1017 (338 amino acids)
Cellular component (GO): cuticular extracellular matrix
Molecular function (GO): structural constituent of collagen and cuticulin-based cuticle
Source: RefSeq, a predicted model, not a curated record
AUGCAAUUGCAUACCGCCACAUUUAUCGCCUCCUCAUUGUCGGGCAUUGCCCUUCUGUGCUCUCUUCUGGCUCUUGGCCAGAUCUUCAACAAUGUUCAGGAAUACUGGACUGAGUUGGACACCGAGAUCACUAACUUCAGACAAGAGACCGAUAAUAUGUGGAAAGACCUGGUUACGAUUGGAACCAACGCUGCUGCUAACAGACGUGGACGUCGUAAUGCUGGAUACACCGAGGGGUAUGCAGGAAACGCCGGAAGCUACUCCUCUCCAAGCGGCGCCGCUCCAGCUCACGAUUUCGGAGCUCAAGCUCCAGCUGGACCAGCUCCAUCAGGAGGAUCCUGCCAAUGCCAAUCUGCCUCUGAGAACAAGUGCCACGCUGGACCAGCCGGACCAAAGGGAGCCCCAGGAUCUCCAGGACCAAAUGGAGUUCCAGGACAAGACGGAAAGCCAGGACAAGACUCUUUGGAUGUUACCCCAGAACCACAAGACACUGGACUCUGCUACUACUGCCCAGGAGGACCACCAGGAGCUCCAGGACCAAACGGACACCCAGGACUUCGUGGAAUGAAGGGAGCCGAUGGAGCCCUCGGCCGCCCAGGACGCGACGGAAACCCAGGACACCCAGGAGAGAUGGGAGCCCCAGGACCACAAGGAAAGCAAGGACCAGAGGGACGCCCAGGAGAAAAGGGAGCCGAUGGACGCAAGCCAAUCGGACGCCCAGGACCGAAGGGACAACGUGGACCACAAGGAGAGCAAGGACCAGUUGGAGAGAACGGAAGAAACGGACCAGUUGGGCCAGCUGGACCAUCAGGACCACAAGGAGGAGCUGGAGGACCAGGAGAGAAGGGACUCGAUGGAGGACCAGGAUCCGAAGGAAAGGUUGGAAGACCAGGAAAGGAUGCCGAGUACUGCCCAUGCCCAGCCCGUGGUUCUCACGGAGGAGCCGGAGGACGCGGUGGAUCCGGCGGACACGGAGGAUCAGGAGCCUACGCUGCCGAUCACUACCAGAAGGCUUGA